AUGCACAUACAGUCCAAGACUCCAAGUUAUCAGCAUAAGAAAUCGUCUUUCAGUUUUGAAAAACAGCUGAUUGGUGGCCACCGACGGGGCAUGGUAUCGUAUUCUAUGCUCUCGGGAAAAUCUUUAUCUCGUCCAGUUGCAAUUUCAAAGCUGGUGUCGACUGGGGCGGUGUUGACCGGCAUCAAUGAGAACGAUCUAAGAGAUAAGGCUCUUGUCCAACGUUGCGCGGGACCGAGAGAGAGAAGGUUUAUCUUGGCGCUUGAAACACCGUGUUGUACCGUCACCAAUUUCUCGAUCGUUGACCCGCCUCCCAGAAAGGAAAUGAUCAACAAGCUGUACCGCUUCAAUCAAAGUAACCCAGAUCGCGGAAGAGAUUCGUCAACAAUUUUACGGAUUCAAUUGACGGCGGAGGGGGAUUCGAGCCUGUGGCACAAGCCCGUAUCCAUCGUAAUUAAGGACAGUUUAGCCGUCAGCAAGGAACGCAAAAAGAGUUACCUCAAGGUCAUGGAAGAAUGUAUAUACGAUGACUGGAAGCCGCAUGGAAUAUUGGCAGCGAGAUCCCGAUAUACCUUGCAGAUGAAUAGGGAGUCUAGAUAG
This is a messenger RNA of Fomitiporia mediterranea MF3/22, 597 nucleotides long. RefSeq lists its product as uncharacterized. The coding region runs from base 1 to 597 and encodes 198 amino acids. The transcript is spliced from 5 exons. The record is from RefSeq and is a predicted model, not a curated record. Lineage: Eukaryota; Fungi; Basidiomycota; Agaricomycetes; Hymenochaetales; Hymenochaetaceae.